Messenger RNA from Acanthaster planci (crown-of-thorns starfish), 3721 nucleotides. RefSeq names its product tRNA (cytosine(38)-C(5))-methyltransferase-like. Gene Ontology annotation, cellular component: nucleus. Gene Ontology annotation, molecular function: methyltransferase activity. NCBI's taxonomy places the organism in Eukaryota, Metazoa, Echinodermata, Asteroidea, Valvatida, Acanthasteridae. The record is from RefSeq and is a predicted model, not a curated record.
CACUUCGACGUUGCCCUCGAUUUUCCUCGUGCACCACUACACUAGUGACCAUGUGACACUCAUGACCAGGUGACAUUCAUCUGUUCAUUGACAGGGCCAGCAUGAAAGCCAUCUGGAUGCGACUGUGAUAGCCGCUGUUGACAUCAAUGAUGUUGCCAACAAGGUGUACAAGUUUAACUUCCCACACACAAACCUCAUGCAACGGAAUAUCCAGUCAAUUACCGUGGAGGAGUUUAACGAGUUGGAUGCCGACAUAUUUCUCGUGAGUCCACCCUGCCAACCAUUCACAAGGGUUGGUCUGAAGGGAGAUCUCCAGGAUCCACGCACCCAGAGUUUCUUGCAUCUACUCCAGACGCUGCCCCGCUUGGCCAGAAUGCCCAGCUACAUUCUGGUGGAGAAUGUUCAAGGCUUUGAAGGAUCCAACACCAGGGCCCAGCUUGUGAAGAUUUUGGAGAACUGUUGCUAUGACCACCAGGAGUUCCUUCUCUCCCCAACGCACUUUGGCAUUCCCAACCAACGCCUCCGCUACUUCCUCGUCGCCAAACGUCGCCCUCUAGUGUUCAGCCCCGCCCUCAUUUCAACGCGGGAGCACCAGGUCUUGCGGGAGCAGCGGGUCAACUCCGCUAUGCCCCAUGAUCCAAAUUGUCUGAAAACUGAAUCUGCUGCCCCUAAAGGUGUUGCCGUUACAGCCGACAGUGAAAGUGAGUUACUGGUAGAUGACUUGGAGAGAGUGCCUAUAGGUUACAGCCAGGAUGACAGUGAGGCUAAACCAAGAACUAGCAAGCUUCAUGUGCAUGAGACCAGCCUCGCUUGUUGCAAUGAAGGAAGUAACCCAAAUGUUGUCACAGAUCAGACAGAAGACACCCAGUCUGGAGACUACAUGAAAGAGUCUGUCGCAGUGUAUAAUUAUAUUGUGACUGGCGAGAAUGCAGGCCAUGACAAUGUGCAUUCCAAUUGCAUUUGCUGCAGUAAGGCGGAAAGUAGGGCUGGAGAGGUGUCUGUUUUGUCCAAUUGUUUGAGAAAAGACUUGCCAAAAGGCUACAGUCCAUCUGCUUAUGAGUCUUCAAGUGAAAAGUUCAGUGAUGGGGGCGUGAUGGAUGAACCUUGUCGAUGUACAGCCAGCAGAAGUCGCUCAUCCACUCAGAAUCAUGAACCCACAGUGUGUGACCCUCUAAGCGCUCUGAAAAAGCCUUGCAAGGAAGGACUGCCAGUUUCGGGCAAGAAGGUGGGCGACUACCUGGAGAAUCUCCCAGAAGAUGAGGUGAAGCAGCUGCUCCUCCUGGACGUCCUGCUGAAGAGGUUUGCCCGCAUCAUGGAUGUUGUCGUGGCAACGGACAGCCACACUAGAUGCUUCACCAAGGCAUAUGGUCAUUAUGUGGAAGGCACUGGCUCUCUGCUUCAGAUGAACAACACUACACAGGGAAGGCCUCUUCUAAAGAACUGCAGCAAAGAGAUUGAGGGGAUCACGGAGGAGUACCUGGAGCAACUGCGCCGUCUUAGGAUCCGAUACUUCACAUCAAGAGAGAUCGCCAACUUGCACCACUUUCCGGCAGAUUUUGAUUUUCCAGUCGAGCUAACAAGGAGGCAGCGAUACCGCUGCCUAGGCAACAGCCUGAAUGUUCACGUGGUGUCCGUCCUGCUGAGAUACAUGGUCACCGAGUGUGCCCAGUGACUCUGCCAACGUCAUCAGCCACCCUCAUUUGACCAAACCAAAGAAAAUGGGAACAGAGUGAGCAGAUGAUAAAGGCACCUGACCGUUUUUGCCAUGAUUUCAGCAAGCCUACAAACAUGGUCUUUUCUUUCCCCUCAAGAGUGUUGGCAAGAAAAGGAUGACCAAUCUUCCUUUUUCAUGGAUUCAUGGAAAGUGUACACAUCUGCUAACCACGAGUACAUCUAUAUUUGUUCAGACGUGCACUGGAUUCAGCCACUUCAAGUGUCGUUGUAAUGCAUAACAGACUUUGUAUUAUGAAUGGAACAGAGUGGCGUUGUUGAUAACACAGGAAACAAGCUGCAGGGAGUUUGGACAGCUUAUUUGAGGAGCUGGGGGGGUAUUAUUGUUUGGGUGAAAAUUUGGAUUUUUGAAAACGGAAAGAUAAUGGGUGCCAACUUUUAUGAUACACAACCAAAUGCCUGAAAGACCAAUUUGCAAGAGAUAUUGGAGCAGUAUUUGUACGGAACAUCUCACUGCAACCUCAUAUUUUUCUAUGUUAAAUGCCUUUUGCCACCGCAACAGGCCAUGCACAGCAGGCGAAUUCAGUCUCUCGGUCUUUGCAUGUGUGUGCGGAACAAUGGGCAUUAGGUGGUUAAGUCUUCAUCGGCAAAGCCCUGUCAUCGUCAGCUUGGUGCGGGAAGGGACUGUCGCUCAGUACCAGCUGGUGGGGGGGGCCACAUCACAAAACCAACCGAUGAUUUUGAUUCUCAUGGCUUUUUGUCAAUGGGGAGGGGGCAGCUGCUUGGGGGAGGCACACCCCCUCCGGGCUCCUUGAAUGAUGAGCCUUCAUCCAGAGGUGUAUUGAGGCAAGCGUCACACUUAAACCCAUCAGCCAUUCCUGUGUUUACGCACUACCACAUAUUGUUAACACGUCCAUGAGGCAAGUAAUAAAUAUAUCAAGGCUUUUGAUCUUUUUCUCCACAACAUCAUGUUCAAUGCGCCCAGAGCCGCGUUCACUUUUGGAUUUGCCCCCCGACACCUAAACCUGGAUACGCCCCUGGACGGUACAGCCCAGUCGCUCCAUCUGCUACAUUUAGAACCUGGCUAUGCUGCUAUUCCCUGGAAGGUUAGACUUGAAUCAAGUCGGACUUUAAUACUAGUCAGUUAUCUCUUGGGCUCGUGCUCACUACACGGUCGUCCCGCUCGGCCCGGCACCUAGCUUAACCCUCAUACAUGUAAGGCGCUGUGAUAUCCAUUGUCCGGUUUUGUUUAAUGCAUGUUUAUAGAAGACCUAGUCUUUCUGAUAAUGCUUCCGUUUUUGCCGUACAGCUCCGUCUUUUUGUCUGCUUAAUUUUUUCGUAUCUUUACUUAAAUUUAUUUUGUUGUCAUAAUUUUCUACAUGUAUUUUCGUCAUAUUCCAUACAUGGCAUUAUGGAAAUAAAUGUUGUUGUUGUUGUUGAAUUUUUAGGUUAAUUUGGUACUACUUUGCAUAUCAUUUGAUAGCCUUCAUUGUACAAUGUGUGUCAUGCGUCACCAGUCCGGAUUUCUGAACUGAACUCAUAGUAAUACCGUAAGUGGACACAAGAGGGCGCGAAGCAGGUGACGGCGCGCGGUCUCGACAUAUGUAUCCAAAGCAGAAACCAAGACUUAACACAGAUCCCGACUAGAGUCGAGUCUACUGGAAGGUUGGAAUCAGCCCCAAAUGGACGCCGAUGUUUUUGUGAAUAGGCCGGCACCGAUCGAUGUGGAUUGGCCAGACUAAAGUUUGCCAAAAUUUUCCUUUCACUAAUUGGUUGAAAGUUACCGAGAGUAGUCCACACUCGAAGGUACGGUUACCAUUUAGGCCGUUGUACGAUUCUGAAAUUAAUUAGAUAAGCUUGAAUUAUGUGUGUGUAAAUCUGUCAGCUGUACAACUUUAGAAUAGAUCAAUCAUGGGUUAAGCCCUGUGUUUUAUAAAUACAUUUUAAAGAAUGUUUGGGUCUUUUUUUGUUUUUAUCUUCUACAACAGAUGUAAAGGCGCCCCUAUUUAUCGAAUGAUUUCACCCAUAAUUAAGAUGACUGCCAGGGUAU